Culex pipiens pallens (northern house mosquito) is the source of this 2928-nucleotide messenger RNA. Its product is annotated as WD repeat-containing protein 20. The transcript has 5 exons. The record is from RefSeq and is a predicted model, not a curated record. NCBI's taxonomy places the organism in Eukaryota, Metazoa, Arthropoda, Insecta, Diptera, Culicidae. The coding region runs from base 443 to 2725 and encodes 760 amino acids. Gene Ontology annotation, molecular function: protein binding.
UCCGUACAUUGGACGGUUAAGUGUGCUGAUACGGAUGCUUGUUUUCAAGAUCAAUAUCUUAUACUCACAGCCAGCACGAGAUAAAAGAUUAUCAACUGCUGCUCCAGGGUUAUCAGGAAUAAGAACAAUCGGCGGCUGGCUCUUGUCGUCGUUAUCAUCAUCAUCUUUGCCUUGGCGGUUACCGUAAGUGUUGGAGGUUGGAAUUGUUGAGGUUGAUGGAACCGAUUUGCCACCGGAGAAUGUUUUUUUCCGGACGAACCUGCGGACUGGUGCUGGUGCGCAGCAUCUUGGGCCUUUUUUUGACGGUGUUGAACUGGGCUACGUGGUUGGUAGGAGGGAAGUAGUUUCGUCGGGUCGGGGACAUCCGCAGUGUAGUUCUUGAAGACGGCUGGUGUCCAGGUACGUCUGGUGGAAUCGGUAGGUUCCUUUACUCGGCCAAGAGAUGCACUACGAAGUUGGCCCGGCUGUAGAAACGGGUUGCGACGAACCGGAACGGUCUUUUGUGCCCCCGGGAGAAACAUUCACGGAUAUUUUGUUCACUCGCGUCGAGAAAAAUAUAAUUUUACGGAGGGCAGAGGAAAGUGAACUUUCACGCUCGAGAGUAGCGAGUGCAAUGUCCUCUGAAAAACUCUGUUUCUUGAAAAAUCAUUUUUUUUUUUCAUUCCAUUCAUUGUUACAGGCAUCUGACCUAAGCAAACCAAUUGAUAAGAAGCUGUAUAAAGGAACAAAUCCGAGUUGUCACGAUUUUAACGCAACCAAUGCUACGUACGAAGGAGCGCCUCUGCUAGUAGGAUUUAGCACGGGACAGAUCCAGCUGGUUUACCCUGGAAGGCGCGAGCAAGGCAAACUUUACAACGAAGAGAGAUUGAUCGAUAAAACGAAAGUUACCUGUCUGAAGUGGAUUCCGGGCUCUGAGCAUCAGUUUUUAGCAUCACACGCCAGUGGAUGCAUGUACAUGUAUAAUGAAGAGCUGCAGUGUACUCCGACAACGCCUAGUUAUCAGCCUUACAAAUGCGGCGAUGGGUACAUUGUGCUGGCCUGCAAGUCCAAAUUGACGCGCAACCCAUUGUACAAAUGGUGCUUUGGGCAGCAGGAAAACGCAAGCAUAAACGAGUUCUGUUUCUCGCCGUGCGGGCAACACCUGGCUAUUGUUUCGCAAGAUGGCUUUCUUAGAGUCUUCCACUACAGCAACAUGGAGUUAAUUGGAAUAGCGCGAUCGUAUUUUGGUGGGUUCCUGUGCGUUUGUUGGAGUCCGGAUGGAAAAUAUGUCGUCGUGGGAGGAGAGGACGACCUAGUGACCGUUUAUUCUUUGCAGGAACAGCGCGUGGUUGCACGUGGUCAGGGCCAUCGAUCGUGGGUUUCCGUUGUCUCGUUUGACCCGUACACGACUUCCUACUCGAACUGGGAAAGUGCGGACUUCUCCGACGACGAUAACCCGAUAAACGACGGCUACAAGAACUGCUACAGUCGCACCACUCACAGCAAUAGUGAGGCAACCGCUACCGCUGUACGACGCCCGCCUUCGACAUACCGAAACAGCGUGUCCACUUCGGAUAAACUGGCAACUAGCUACCGGCUCGGUUCGGUUAGCCAGGACACUCAGCUUUGCCUGUGGGACAUUACGGAGGACGUUUUGCGGCAGUCUAUAGGACGACUGAGCCGGAACCUCAGCUCAGCAGACUCUGCAUUGUGUAAUACAAAAAGCGAAUUUUCCAAUAGUGCAAAUAAUAGUAAUAGCGGACAGCAGGCAUCAUCUCAAAAGGAUGCUGCCAAAACAAUAGCUAACACAGCUUCUAUGAACGAUAAUGAUACCGUGGACAAUGCUGUUUUUAAUAUAAAAAACAUAACUAGUAAUAGUCUAAGUACUACUAUAAAUUGUGAUGAUAGUAAUAAUAGCAACAGUAGCGGUAAAGGCUCGACGAACAGUGUUGAUGGAAAACAUUCUAAGAGUCACAUUACUAAGGCCAACAGUGUGACCAGCUCCGGUAGUGCAUCCACUACUACGGGAUCAUUCAACAAAAAGGAUGGCAACAGCGAUAAAAAUUCAAAAUCUGAGGCGAAUCAUCAUCACCAUCACUCAGCAUUCAACUCUAUAACACAGCGGUUAACCAACUUCAGCUUUGGAAAUAACGGUAGCAAUAACAGUGAUAAAAAUGAAAAGAGUGAAAAGUCAAGCAAAAGCAGCUCUAGCAAAAGAAAUAUCAUAUCGCUCACUGGCAAAUCGAACAACAGCAAUAACAUCCACAAUAGUUCAAACAACAAUCAUUUCCAAACGUCGAGCACACUGACCAGCAACAGCAGCCACGCCAACAACAACGUGGAUCCGCCUAUUUCGAACUCAUCCUCGAGCAGUGGUGGUGGUGCAGGCAGCGGUGGAGGUGGGAUUUCAAACACUAUUACGUCGAUUAUGACCUCUUCGCUAACCAAGAACAAACGAGGCGGUGAUCCCACUGGCACUGGGAAUAGCAUCGUCUCGUCCUACGAUCCAAUGAAACUGAUCGGAACGCCGGCGUGUCCCCGUUUCGACGAUUGUCCAGUAUUAGAACCACUGGUGUGUAAGAAGAUUGCCCACGAACGGUUGACAGCGUUGAUCUUUCGGGAAGAUUGUUUUCUCACCGCGUGCCAGGAUGGAUUUGUGUAUACCUGGGCGAGACCCGGAUACAUUAAUCUGCCACAGCAUUUACCUCCAAGUCCAACUGCGCCUCCUGGGGGUACAGUAGUGUAAAAAGGAAACAUCAGUAGCUGCAAUUUUAAACACACGUAUAUUUUAUUGCCUUCUACAUUUAUUAGGAUUAUUUUAAUUGUUUUAUUAUUUAAUAUGUAUGUGUAACAUAUUGAACAAAAACGAUCAUAUUAUGUCAUUGAUAAUUUCUUAUUUAAGAGAAAUAUAAUUUAUUGCAAACAAAAAAAGUCAAAUCAAAAACCACA